Molecule: messenger RNA, 1365 nt
Organism: Danio aesculapii
Lineage: Eukaryota; Metazoa; Chordata; Actinopteri; Cypriniformes; Danionidae
Gene: gulp1b
Product: GULP PTB domain containing engulfment adaptor 1b
Exons: 12
Coding region: 39-1286 (415 amino acids)
Source: RefSeq, a predicted model, not a curated record
GGCACACACGCGCGCGCUUUUCCAGCCACUCGCUGCAGAUGCGACUGGACGGGCUCAGGGUUGAGGGGAAUAACUACAAAAUCAACCUUCCGUGUGGCCUCCCAUUGCAGUCUGUCCUCAGCUUACAGGCACUUCUCAAGCUCAGCAGAAUGAACAGGGCUUUCAACAGGAGAAAGGAUAAACCAAGCAUGCACACACCUGAGGCUUUGGUGAAAAGUCAUGUUGUGUAUAAUGCAAAGUUUUUGGGAAUCACCGAGGUGGAUCAGCCCAAAGGGACAGACAUGGUCCGUGUGGCUGUCAGGAAGUUGAAGUUUCAAAGGCACAUCAAGAAGUCAGAGGGGCACAAGACUCCAAAAGUGGAGCUUCAGAUCUCUAUAUAUGGUGUCAAGAUACUGGACCCUAAAUCUAAGGAGAUGCUGCACAACUGCCAGCUUCACAGAAUGUCUUUCUGUGCAGACGACAAAACAGAUAAAAGAAUCUUCACCUUUAUCUGUACCGAACCCGAGACUAAGAAACACCUGUGCUACGUGUUUGACAGUGAAAAAUGUGCGGAGGAGAUCACGCUUGCUAUUGGACAAGCAUUUGAUCUGGCCUACAAAAAGUUCCUGGAGUCUGGUGGGAAAGAUGUAGAGACCAGAAAACAGAUUGGAAACCUUCAGAAGAGAAUUCAGGAUUUGGAGAUGGAGAACUCAAAACUGAAGAAGAAGCUUAAAGAGCUGGAGGAUCAGCUGACGGAUCCGCGCUGCUCACCAGUACCUCCUGCAUGUUUUAAUGUGUCUAAUAAGCCAUGCGUUUUGCAGAGAACGUCUGCCUUGUCCUGGUGUGGUGAAGAUGUCACUUCCCUGUCCAGCCUAGAGAUCUCUUCUGUCACUUUAACACCUGUCAGCUCGCCCGAUUCCUGCCAAUCAGCAAGCUUGCUCACCCCGCCUCCUGCUAAGCCCACCCACUCACAGCCCAAAAGUGGUUACAUCGUGCCACGGCCUCGUACUGGAAGCAUACAAGCCAGAGCGCCCUCUACUGACAUAUUCGAUAUGGUUCCAUUCACUCCGGAGUCCCCAAUAACAAGACGACUCAAUUUCAAUGGCUUCUCUUCUCCGUAUCUGGCUCCAAAAGACACAGAUAUAGACCUGUUUGGAGCAGAACCAUUUGAUCCCUUUAUCUGUGGACCUACUGUCUUCACUCCAGACAUGCAGUCCAAACUUGACGAGAUGCAGGAGGGGUUCCAAAUGGGACUGACUCUAGAGGGGACCGUGUUUUCCCUGGAGCCCGUGGACAGCCGAUGCUGAUUUUGAAAGACAAAUGUUUUUGUAUACGCUGUGAUUCUUGACCAAGAAACCCUCAAAAUAAAUCACAUGAAAUAUUUAA